This is a messenger RNA of Anopheles marshallii, 489 nucleotides long. Its product is annotated as ecdysteroid-regulated 16 kDa protein-like. Gene Ontology annotation, molecular function: sterol binding. The transcript has 4 exons. Lineage: Eukaryota; Metazoa; Arthropoda; Insecta; Diptera; Culicidae. Bases 1 to 489 code for a protein of 162 amino acids. Gene Ontology annotation, biological process: sterol transport. The record is from RefSeq and is a predicted model, not a curated record.
AUGAAGUGCCUCCAAACGGUUGUCUCCGUCGUGCUGCUGGCGCUGUGCCUCCAUGUGGUGUCUGCCGAAGUGGUAAACUUCCAGAAAUGUCCUGGUGAAGCCACAGAAAAGUGUACAAUUCACGAGGUCUCGAUCACCCCAUGUCCGGAAGCUGAGAAAGGAAAUGUCUGCACCCUCCUCACUAGAUCGCAAGUUAACAUAACAUUCGAUUUUACUCCCGAGUUCGCUGCUCAUAACCUCACCGCUGAUGUGUCCUGGACUAGGCCCAAUUUAGAUCUGCCCUUUGUCGGAAUGGAUAAGGAAGCCUGUGAACGUACAAAUUGUCCGGUAGUAGCCGGUAACCGGCAAAGGUAUACCUACAAUUUGACCAUCAAAAAAGAGUAUCCUCCGCAAUAUUACGACGUCAAGUGGAAGCUAACGAGCGACAAUAAUGACUCCUGCUGCUUCAUUGUGCCGAUCACCAUCGCCAAGAAAAAGAAGGCUACUUAA